AUGGACACCAGAGCUAUUCUGAAAGCUUCCGGUUAUCUUAUGCUAACGGUCAUCAACAUCCCAUCCAAUCUGUUCAUCUGCUGUGCCUUCCUUCACACUCGUCUGACUGAAGCUAAGCUCACUCCUGCUGAUGUCAUACUGUGCCACCUGGCCAUUGCCAACCUGACCUCAGCUUUAACUCGCAGUGUCCCUCAGAUGCUGACAGCAUUUGGCUGCGAGAACUUAUUUGAUGAUGUUGGCUGCAAACUCUUGUUUUUCUUCUACCGCACAUCAAGAACCCUGUCCAUAAAGUUUACCUGCCUCUUAAGCACCUACCAAGCCGUGCUUGUUGCCCCUGCCACCUCCAUACUUGACUCCCUAAAACACAAAAUCCCAAAGAACCUGCACAUCAUCAUUGCAAGCCUCUAUGCCAUUUCCUUCAUAUGUAGUGUUCAUCCAAUUCUGUUUACCUAUGCGAUACUUAUCAACAACACCAUACCCCCUUACACAUUUAUUUAUGAAUACUGCUAUCUCACAUUUCCAAAUUUUACUGUUUAUAUUUCCAUAGGGUUGUCCCUCUUUUUCAGGGAUUUUUCCUUCAUAGUAAUGAUGACUGUCAUGAGCUGCUACAUCCUUGUGCUGCUAUAUCGGCAUGGUAAAAAAGUGAAGAACCUCCGAAGUUCAGACCAUGGAAACUCGGGAUCCAGAGCAGAGACCAAGGCUUCCCGUGCAGUGGUCACUUUGGUUAUCCUCUACACUGUCUUCUUUGAGGGAGACAAUGCAAUCUGGCUAUACUCAUUGACCAUCCUUAGGGUGGCACCUCUUAUUUCAGACAUCCGGGGCUUUUUUGCCAUCCUUUAUACAUCUGUAUGCCCUGUGGUAGUCAUUGUUACUAAUCCUAAGGUGAAGGCCAAGCUGAAAAUGACCAAGUUCAGGGUUUUGCCUCAUUCAACGAAUACCAGCUCUUCAACUUUGUGA
Messenger RNA from Polypterus senegalus (gray bichir), 957 nucleotides. Its product is annotated as olfactory receptor class A-like protein 1. Gene Ontology annotation, molecular function: pheromone receptor activity. The record is from RefSeq and is a predicted model, not a curated record. The coding region runs from base 1 to 957 and encodes 318 amino acids. Gene Ontology annotation, cellular component: membrane. Gene Ontology annotation, biological process: G protein-coupled receptor signaling pathway. NCBI's taxonomy places the organism in Eukaryota, Metazoa, Chordata, Cladistia, Polypteriformes, Polypteridae. The transcript has a single exon.